AUGCGGGAUGCGCUGGUGGGGACCCUGUGGCCCAGCCCGGCCUGGGGACAGGCCAAGCGGAAGCUGGACCUGGAGGGCCCAGGCCAGCCGGGCUGCCCGGAAUUCCGCACGCCCAAGGACAAGGGCAGGAGCCUGGCCCAGGUGCCCAGCCCCAGGACCCCCAAGUCCCCCGGUGAGAAGACCCGCUACGACACCUCGCUGGGGCUGCUCACCAAGAAGUUCAUCCGGCUGCUGAGCGAGUCUCCCGACGGCGUCCUGGACCUCAACCGCGCUGCCGAGCUGCUCGAGGUGCAGAAGCGGCGCAUCUACGACAUCACCAAUGUGCUGGAGGGCAUCCAGCUCAUCCGCAAGAAGUCCAAGAGCCACAUCCAGUGGAUGGGGACGGGGAUCUUCGAGGACGUGUCAGUGGUCACCAAGCAGCAGGUGCUGCGCCAGGAGCUGGCCGAGCUGGCCAGGACGGAGAGGACGCUGGACCGGCUCCUGCAGGACUGUGCCCUGCAGCUCAAGCAGCUGACGGAGGAUGAAGCCAACCAGAGGCUGGCCUACGUCACCUACCAGGACCUGCGCGCCAUCGGCACCUUCGAGGAGCAGACGGUGAUCGCGGUGAAGGCUCCUCCAGAGACGCGCCUGGAGGUGCCUGAUUUGCAGGAGGACAAGCUACAGCUCCAUCUGCGGAGCACCAAGGGCCCUAUCGAGGUCUAUCUGUGCCCGGAGGAGAUGCCGGAGGAGCCCCCCGCUGAGGAGCCCGUCCCUGCCACGCACCGCGAUGUCCCCUCCCCUGAGAACCCCAUGGGGCUGGAGGCCGGGCUGCUGGGCUCUCCGCGGCACCUCCUGCAGCACACGGAGGACCAGCUGCCCUGCGCCCCGUCCUACCUGGACGCGGGGCCCUUGGUCGGCUUCUCGCCCCCACUGGCCCACGACGACUACCUGUGGGGGCUCGAGGACGGCGAGGGCGUCAGCGACCUCUUCGAGGCGUACGACUUGGGCGACCUGCUCAAGAACUGA
Tinamus guttatus (white-throated tinamou) is the source of this 1005-nucleotide messenger RNA. The record is from RefSeq and is a predicted model, not a curated record. NCBI's taxonomy places the organism in Eukaryota, Metazoa, Chordata, Aves, Tinamiformes, Tinamidae.